UGAAGACUACCCAUUAAUUAAGCUCAAGUGGGAAGUUAGAAAGAAUACAUCCAUUGUGUUGGUUUUAACAUCUAAUGGCGGACGAUCGAUUCCGUGUUCGAGUUGAGGAUGUUGAAUCUAACUCAGAUGAUUCAUCUAAUGAUGGGGACCAGCCGUAUAAUGUGAACAAGGAAACUGAUUUGGGUGAGCCAGAAGAUCAGGCGCAAGAUGUAUUGGAGAGAAUGAUAGAUGACUUUGAAAUUGCAGCUGAGCAAGCGCCUCCAAUCGAUAAUGCCAUUGUGGAGCCAUUUUGUGAGGAUCAAAGUGGAGUGGGGGUGCAGGCACCAGCGAAGAAAAAGCAGAGGGGUCCGACGACAGCUUUCAAGAAACCUGUCGGUCCUAUGGUCUUGGAGUAUGACAGGGUAGGGAAACCCUUAGGUAAAUGGCGUCGUCGGUAUGCUGGUCAAGUUGGGAUUUGUGCGCGCAAAAUCCCCAUUACGCUUCGUAUGAGCGACGUACCUACAGGCUUGAUUGACACGUUUUGGAAUGAUACCAGGGAAAUGAGGGAGCAGAAUUACAGGAAUGCAUUGCAAAAGCAAUACCACCAUCAUAUGGGAGCAAUGACGUAUGAUGAAUGGAGGGAUACGUGGAUUGAUACUCCUUCACAUGCGAACUCAAGGGGGCUUGAUACUCCGACACCUCAUCACUUUCCUAUUCUACAGGAAGAGACCCGUUGUGAACUUCUUCACCCGGGGGAAUCAUAUGAUGGACCUUUGAAAGUUGUUGCCUAUGGUAGUGCACAACCGGCCGAACAAGGCACGAUCCAUCUUCGACCUCUUCUGCCCGAGCAUUAUUCUGUCGGGAUCCAUUCUGUGGUUCCCAUGUUCGAGGAGAUCUUAAUACCUGUGCCCGUGGAGGAGGAUGAGUUCACUACACUCUGGGCAGCAAAAGUGCGUACAACAGGAAAACGGAGUUGA
This is a messenger RNA of Chenopodium quinoa (quinoa), 956 nucleotides long. RefSeq lists its product as uncharacterized. Bases 75 to 956 code for a protein of 293 amino acids. The transcript has 6 exons. NCBI's taxonomy places the organism in Eukaryota, Viridiplantae, Streptophyta, Magnoliopsida, Caryophyllales, Amaranthaceae. The record is from RefSeq and is a predicted model, not a curated record.